UGUUGCAUAAACGCACACUCGACCAAGGAUCCAGUCACGGUGCCUUGCACGAACACGGUUCAACCCCAUCCUUAACUCAAUUCCACGUCGUUAAUACAUAAUCAUCGAGACAAAUUUGAGAGCUCACUUCAGCCUCUCAUGAAGAGUCAAUAACGAAAAGUGAAUUCGUGUUCAACCUCAUCAUCAAGUUGUAAUCAAGGAUGAAUUCAAAAUCACUUAAAGGAUUAUUUUUGCGCACGGAAUCGGGGAAGAAGAACUACUGGGAUUAUGAUUAUUGAGAUAUUAUUGAGAUAUUAUUGACAUUUAUUGUGUUAUUACCUUAUAUUUAGGAGUCUUAUGUUAUAUUUAGCAGUUACCUUAUGAUUGGAAUUCCGAAGUCCAGGAGGUUCUGUAACAGAUCGUAAACAGUUGGUCUGGUGUUGUGCAUAUAUAUACUGAUCCGAAAGAAUGAAUAAAAACAGAAUUCACAUAAUACUUUUAUGGUGAAUCUUAUCAUGGUAUCAUGAGCUAGGGAAUAUCCUAGGGAAAAUUAAAUACUUUUUUUUCUAUGUUUCCAUAUCAAGCACCAUAAGAGAUUAUGGGUGAUAACAGUAGUGAUGGAGAAAAGAAAACUGAUGACAACAGUGGUAAAAACAAGAAAAAGGUGGAUUUAGUUUUUUUUCUCGGCACCAAUGACAAUCCAGGCAACGUGAUCACACUAAUACAAUUGUGUGGCCCUAAUUAUGAUGAAUGGGAAAGGGCAAUUUGAACCUCGUUGCAAGCAAAGCGAAAAUACGGUUUUUUCGAAGGGAAAGUCCCAAAACCAACAACACCUGAGAAAUUGGAGGACUGGACUGCAGUGCAGUCGAUGCUCAUAGCGUGACUGCUGAACACUAUCGAGCCAUCAUUGCGCUCUACUCUUUCUUAUUAUGAUGAUUCAUAAUCCUUGUGGACACAUCUCAAACAACGUUUUUGUGUUGUGAAUGGGACUCGUAUAUGCCAAUUAAAGGCAUCGUUAGGAGAAUGCAAGCAAGGCAAAAGUGAAGAGGUGUUGGCUUACUUCGGUCGUCUAUCUUGUGUAUGGAACGAACUUAUGACUUAUGUCAAAAAGCCAACUUGCAAAUGUGGAGGUUGUAGCUGUGAUAUCAACCAACAAGUGAUUGAUUUAAGUACUGAAGACUAUCUGCAUCAUUUUCUCAUGGGCCUUGAUGGGAUUUAUGCAACGAUUCACUCAAAUUUGCUUUCUCAAGAUCCGUUACCAAACAUUGAUCAAGCAUAUCAGCGAGUCAUACAAGAUGAGAGGUUGCUGCAAGGAGGAUCUUCAAUUCAUCAGAACCGUGACAAUGUCAUGGCCUUUAAACCUACAGCCGAUACACGAGGUAAAACUAAACUUGUGGACAAUUCCGAAAAAUUCUAUACUCACUACAACAGAGAAGGACACGAAGAAAGCUCGUGUUUUCAGCUUCAUGGAUUCCCCGAGUGGUGGGGGGGCCGUCCUCGUGGUGGUCGUGGGAGAGACACAUCAGGCCAUUCUGGAGGGUGUGGCAGGAGCAUCUAUAACACACCUGUGCGAGCCAACAAAGCCAAAACAAGUAGUCGUAGAAGCGGUGGUAAUGUUGGACAGUCUCAUGCACCACCACACUCAAGUGAAGCAGCUGGUAUAUCAUGCAUUAACCCGACACAAUGGAAACAAAUUCUUGAUGCUUUGAAUAAUUCCAAAACCAAAGACCGCCUCCACGGCUCGGAUAAUGAGGACAUUGAUUGGAGCAGGUGAACGGAUCAAUGGAAUUUACUUUUUUCGCGGUGUUUCGAAGGUGCAUGUCUUGAUGGUGGAAGGAGAUUCAACAGUGGAUUUAUGGCAUAAGUGUUUGGGUCAUCCGUCAGAAAAGGUGUUAAAGUUCAUUCCUCCUAUAAGUCAUCUUAGUAGGAGCAAGAAUAAUAGACCUUGUGAUGUUUGUCCUCGUGCCAAGCAGCAUAGGGAUAGUUUUCCAUUAAGUGAGAAUAAUGCACCAAGUUUGUUUGAAUUAGUUCAUUGUGACUUGUGGGGAUCUUAUCGAACUCGUUCGUCGUGUGGGGAACAAUAUUACUUGACAAUCGUUGAUGAUUAUUCGCGUGCAGUUUGGGUCUAUUUGUUAUGCAAUAAAACUGAGAUUGAGACUAUGUUUUUGAAUUUUGUGGCAAUUGUUGAUAGACAAUUUGAUAAGAAAAUAAAGAAAGUUUGCAGUGAUAAUGGCACUGAAUUUAAUUGUCUACAUGAUUAUUUUUUUAAUAAUGGAAUUGUGUUUAAGACGUCAUGUG
This is a messenger RNA of Lathyrus oleraceus (garden pea), 2277 nucleotides long. RefSeq lists its product as uncharacterized. Bases 1073 to 1753 code for a protein of 226 amino acids. Lineage: Eukaryota; Viridiplantae; Streptophyta; Magnoliopsida; Fabales; Fabaceae. The record is from RefSeq and is a predicted model, not a curated record. The transcript is spliced from 2 exons.